GGAGGAGAGAGCUGGGAGUGAGGGGGGAGAGCAGGCAGCUUCCUGCAGACAGAGCCCACCCAGACACCAGGGAGAUCAGAGGACAGACCCUGAGCCCCCCCCAGUAAUCCCAGGGACAUCUGUCACCAUCAGCAGGUGAGUGUCUAGCAUAGUGUGACCCAAAUCCCAUCCUCUCUGCAUGGCUUAAUGCCACCUCUCCCACCUACCCACCCUCUCUGCAUGGCUUAAUGCCACCUCUCCCACCUACCCACCCUCUCUGCAUGGCUUAAUGCCACCUCUCCCACCUACCCACCCUCUCUGCAUGGCUUAAUGCCACCUAUCCACCCUCUCUGCAUGGCUUAAUGCCACCUACCCACCCUCCAUGAAGCACAGUGUGACCCAUACCCCAUCCUCUCUGCAUGGCUUAAUGCCACCUCUCCUACCUACCCACCCUCCAUGGCUGCCCCCUCUCCUUGCUUGCUGCAGUCUACCAUCUCCCCUGUCACCUCUCUUCACAGCUCCCAGACACCAUGCUGUAAUUCCCCACCUUCAAUGUCCCCCUACUGUCCAUGAUCCCAGGUGUCAACUUAUACCUGCUGUCAUAACCUACCUGCUUUCCAACACUUCUGCUGUCAUCCACUUACUGCUAACUACCACCUCUGCUAUAAUUCUACCAUCUACCACCUUUACAGCACCCCCCACCCCUUAAUUUGGUGUCUGUGUCUCCUGCCCCCACUCCUUACCUUCUGUCUACCACCUUUGCUGACACUUGCUACCUGCUGUGUACUACUCCUGCUAUAUCCCCCUUCUGCUGACUCUCACUAUUGUUUUUACAUAGUAACAUAGAAAUAUAUAGGCUGAAACCAGACUUCCAACUCACCUACUACCUAUCUCACCUGUCAUCUACUUACUAUUUAUUUACUACUACCCCUGCUUGUUUAGUCACUUGAUUCUCAUCCCCUUUACUCUUCUACUCUUAUACAUAACUUCCCUUUUCAUUUUUAUAUUUUGUCGUUCCCCCUUGUCACCAACCUCCCCUCCUCCUUCUCACCCCCUUCAACUGUCACCCUCCCCCCUCUUCUCUGUCCGUUUGUGUCACCUGCCCGUCUCUCUUAUCCACUGGAGGCGACUUGGCAUCUGCCAAACACCGACACCUAUUGUCAUAUUUAACCCCUUGUCUGAUAAAAAGUUAAAUCUAUUUCCCCUGUUUUAUUUGGUUUAUGUUUAGUGGUCCCCAAUCCCCCCCUCCCCCCCAUUGCCUGCAGGUGAGUUUUAAGUCCCGUCCCCCCUCAAAUUAUUAACCUCUUUGAUACUCUUUCUAUAUACUAUUAGGUACAUUGUAACCAAACUGGUUAAUCAAGUUAGUAGUUUAUCCUUAUUUUGAAGAAUUUCUUGUAAUUCGAGCUGCUAGGUCCCCCUAGUCCCCUGUAUCUUGUUUUAUAGUCUCUCUUACAGACUUUACCCUUAGUCCCCUCCUUAUCUGUUCAAUAUCACCUUUACCUAUCCCACUUCUCGCGCCUCACCCUGAUCUACAGGUUCCUGUAAAGUCUAUAUUCUUUACAUGCGUUUUUUUUUUUUUUUUUUAAGGGGUGAAUUAUUUCUAUCAGGUGAGCUGCGUAGACUGUAUAAUAAUAAGCUAGGUGUUAAAUGGACAGGUGCUUUCUCAUCUGUCCAUCACGUCACUGGAUCGCCUGGAGGUAUCUUCAUGGCUUAGGUUUACUGUUAGACCCCGAAUGUCACCUUAUGGUCUCUAUACAGGGUUGUCACUAAUUCAUUUCUGGGAGAUCUGUUUCUCUCAUUCAGUUUCUUAGUAUACCGAUGACAUGAUCGAGGGGAGCACGCUUUUCCUGUUCCUGUUGUUAAGCUACUACUGACCAAAAACAAAUGAGCCCAACUUUGUCUUUUAGAAUUCUUAAAACCUUUUGGCUCUUAGAAAGAUAAAUGCAGGUAAAUAUGUGCGAUUUAUAGAGUGGUAAUUAGUUGUUGGGUCCUGGUUGCGUCAUUAGCUCCAGAUGCUCUAGAAAGGGUUAAUGAGAUCUUGUGCACCCCCCACCCACCAAGUCCUUGUGCCUGUCACCUCUCCCUGACUGCCCCUCCCUGUGCGGUUUAACCUGCUCGUAAUAAUCCCAGCUUUCCCUGCUGACGACAGACUGAGGGGUCUGUAAUUAUGGAGGUCGAUGUGGAUUUAUAGGAUAGGACACAAGAUUCCCACCUCUCUUCCUUAACCGUUUCCUUGCAGAGGCACCCAUGCUACAACAGGGCCUUAGAUGGAAACCUGCUGUUAGGGUUUUAAUUUGGGCCAAGGCUUUAAACACAAUGAAUCUCCAGGUGGACCCUUGGGUCUUCUGGGGAGAAAAUGGUUACUGGUGAAUUUCUUGCUAAGAGCCAUCACAGGUCAUGCUCUAUUUCUCUAUAACUAGGAAGUUCCUCUGUGUUCCAUGUAUCUGCAGACAGACCCAGUGCAUCUGCUGUCCUUCAAUUGCUUUAGAAGGUGUCCUGGUUUAACCCUUCGAGUGUCACAGUGGAGAGAUCUAUAUAUCCCUCCAGGCAGAGAAUGAGUUUAAGAUGCCCGCCUAUCAUUCUGAUGGACUCUUGGAGAGGGAGAUCAGGGUCAAAGGCUCUUAUCCUCUAUUGGAUUCAUUGGUUUCAGUUUAAAAUUGAGGAGUAUUUUUAUACUGCAAGGUAUGAGUUUAUCUUUUCAGGAAGAGUAGUGGAUGCAGGGAAUGGCUGCCCAGCUGAUAUUGUAAACACUGGUUGUUUUAAUUGUUUUCUCUUUAAUGCAGUGUGCAUUGAUCAGUUGUUGUUGUUGGAAUUGGCCCUGUUUUACUGUACGCACAUAAUGACUAGUUUAGGAGGUCCUAACAGUCUCCAGCAUAUAGAUAAGGAAGUAACUCCAUUAUCUGACCUCCAAAAGCCACAACCCUACUUAGAAACGCUCAGCUCAGCUGCAUGACUGUGAAAGCACUUUGUAUUGUCGCACCUCGCUGUAAACCAUUUGAAAAGUCUCUCUCCAUCAGCAAGGGAAAAGCCACCAACAGCCCUCUGCAAAGCUCUCUCGAUGUUCCCAUCUUUCAAGACGUUAACCGCACAACCUUUCCCAAGCUGUAAAACUAGGCCCAGGUUUGUUAAAUAGUGCUAUGCUUUACUUGAACCUGCUGUUUGGUGUGAUUAGGUGUCUGUCGGUUACUCUGGGUGAUCCCUCCUCCUCCUCUUCGCUGGCAGAUAGUGGGGAGAAGCUGAGUUUGCAAAUUUUUGUUUUCUGGGAGGGGAGAGCAAGUGACAGUACAGACUCAUUACUUAUUUGGGGUUUCGUCUCUAAAUUGGUAAUUGUAGAGACUUGGCAAGGGAAAUGCAAAUUUUAAGGAAAACAUAUUUUUUCUUAAUUUCCCCAACUCUAUUUUACUAAAUAAAUUCCCUUCUCAGCCCUCUACGAUUUCGGAUUUAGUAUUGAACCCAUUUAUCCUGGCCAUGCUCCUCUGUCCCUUUUGGGCAUUCUGCCACUGAAUGUCGCUCCUCUGGGAAUCAAAUUAAUGUGAUAAUGGUGAGGUUUGAAAACGCUCUGUCUCUUUAAUCGAAAUGCUUGUGGGUUUUGGCACAGUGAACUCGCACUGUGUUUGGUGUACAGGUUUAAGGGAUAUUGUACUCCAGAAUCUCAGGCCCUGGUGAUAUUAACCUUUUCUAUGCCAAACACGACUGCGUAUCAUCCCACUCUGGAUCAGUACAAACCUGAUCCAACACACAGGCCUGCCCGCUGCCAAGUCAUGUUUUCAUUAAAUUGUUAGAUUGAAAGCUCCUUUGGCCUGAGUCUACGUCCUCCUUUUUAUAUCUGUUUUUUUUUUUUUUAAGGUACAGGUCUUAUAAGGAUUAUUCCUUCCUCUGUAAAUUCCUUUAAUAUUGGUCUCAGCGAAGGUUCGUGUUAUGCCUUAACAGACAGUUUAGUCUAAAUUUGCACUUCCCUCGUCAGUUUUUCACGAUUUCCAUUUAGGGGAUAAAUCCUUGUUGGGGGGAUGUGCGGGGGGAAACCCAAUGUCUUUAUUCAGUUGACCAUUAUUAUAAAAAAGUAAAUAAUGGUGACCUGCAAAAUCCAGGUAUCCAAGAUGUGAGUGAAUGUUGUUAAUAUUGGCAUUUAUUUAGCGCCAGCUUAUUCCCUAGCGCAGUACAAUUAUAGAAUUGGGAUAAGUGACAAGAAGUGACAUACAAUUCAUUUAUUAAUUCCCUGCUAUUUUUAGUUGGUGAAUAAACUCCGCAGGAUCUAAUAAAUUGUCUCUUGUAAGAAGAUGCUGGUUCCGUUCUUUGAAAUUGCAGGAAAGACAGUUGGGUGUCAAGUCAGUAUUUCUGUAAAGUGUAUGUAUGUAUGUAUGUAUGUAUGUAUGUAUGUAUGUAUGUAUGUAUGUAUGUGUGUAUGUAUGUGUGUGUAUAUGUGUAUAUAUAUAUAUAUAUAUAUAACCAGUCCUUGCACUCAGAUUAACCCUGCUAUAUUAAGCAUAAUAUUGAAUGCAGGGUGCUAAAAGCCACAGCCAAAAUAUACUUACGGGUAUAUAUUGCAACAUUUUAGGCUGAUAUGUUAUUGUUGUUUGUUGCUCCUGAAGAAAGCCCAGGGUUUUUAUGGAAUAAUUGAAUAAAGAUGAUUUUUUUUUUUUUUUUUUAAACUACAAGACCGUGAGUGCUAGCCUAUAUUUCAGUUUUUGUGUGUAUGUAUGUAUGUAUGUAUGUAUGUAUGUAUGUGUGUAUAUAUAUAUAUAUAUUAUACUUUUUCUUUUUGCAUACCUUAUUACACAUUUUUCCGAGACUCUCAUUUUUAAAAUUUAAGUAUCGUAAUAUAUGUAUUUAUUUUUUUGCGGGGUGGCCCUUCUCUCUUGUCCCAUCUCACCCCGCAUUGUGUGGCAGCUUUUUAACUAGAUCUUUCUCACCCUAACUCUCACGUUCAGACUCCAAUUUUAAAGCGGUACAGGUUUUUACCUGGUUUCCUCCCAGUGCUGUUUGCAAUAGGCAUCUCUCAGCAUGGUAAUCCAUAUCUUUUUUUCUAACGUUUCAUACUGUUUUACACUACCUUUUCAUUUAUAGUGCAUUACUGAAUUAAGGGGGGGGGAGGAACAUAAGUGUUGUGUACCUGGGUACCCAUAUCAUUGGAUCACUAGGUAAGUGAAUCCCAUAGGACUCACUUGUGGCCCUGCGAUUGAUUUUUCGCUGUGAAUACCACCGGUUCUAAUGACCAGUGCUAAUUGCGCAGCCAGAAAUCUCAUUGCCAUGAGUGAACAGAAUAUCUUGAAUGUUGAGUGACAAAAUGAAAAUUGGAUAACCUCUUAAUGCCCAAGGGAGAAUCUGGACUUUCUGGACAGAUCUAUCUCUCCUGAUAAAUAGCGGUGUGACCAUUCUGUCCUGGCUUUCAUUUAUUUUACCCCAUUCAUAGUUUGAGAGGGACUAAUUUAUUGUAAAAUCAGAUAGGGACUCUUAUUGGUUGGAAGGUUUUGUUACCUUAGCAGUCAGAAUAAGCUUAUGGUUUUGGUUUCUUGUUUGCAAUUGAAAACAUCAUGAUAGUGUUACAUAUGCUAUGCUUUAUCACCUUAUAAAAAGUCUUCAUUGUAACCCAGUAACUCUUACUACCUACAGGUAUAGGCUGAGGCCCUGAUUUAGAUUUGUACCAUAUGAUUGCCCAUUAUACAAACCCUCUCGUGCUCCUAACCUCAUAUUGCUAAUAUUCCCAAAUCUGCAAUAUGUUUGAUUCUCUACGGGAGGAGAUCUCUAUCCAGGCCCCCCCACUGAAACGUGGUCCAUCUUUUUUAUUCCUGUGUAGUGUUCAAGGUUCAUCUGACAUGUUAGAUGAAUGGCAAAGUGCUAUAACUGUUGCAGAUUAAGUUGUGAUCUGUUCAUUUAUAUUCAUGACCUCCACUUCAUCAAACCAAUCCCCCCCCACCCCCAACCUUUAAAAUUUAGAUUUCAUAAAAGAACUCUCUAACUUUAGGUACAUUUUUCUUUUUAAUUUUUUUUUAUUUUUUAUUCCAGAUAUUUCCUUUUACUGCAGCGUAGAUCUGAAAUGAGAAUACCCUCGCAUGGUUUGGGUUUUUCGUUUUUGCCAAAAUACCCUGUAUCUCCCCCUUAACUUGCUUGUAAUCCUUUGAAAGGCCUUGUGGCUUAGAGUAGAAAUUUACUUACAAUUUAGUGUCUAUUUCUAAUGUUGCUGUAAGGACAACAGUGCUUUCUGUGAUCUCUGAUUUAAUUCAGAUUGUAUCAAAAUGGGCUGGAGGCCCCUUGUGCAUUUAGACCUUCAGCCCCAAUCUUGCUUUUAUUUAUUUUUAAAAAAUGUUAUUUUCCUGUGUUGAUGUAAUCAUUUAUGUAUUUUUAGAAUUGGGUUACUUUAAUGGGCGGCUAUUUGGACCCCGGCUGUGGCAUAGUAGCUUUGCUGUGGUUCUCUGCCCUGUGAAGUGGUAAAGCUGAUAUUUUAAAUGUAUCAGGCUGUUUGUGCAUAGAAUAAGGAACAAGUUGUUGAGUUUACUGUUGUGCCAGAGUAUCCUGCUGUGUUGGUAUUGAAUUCCAAAUUUGGGAAGUGUACCACCUGUACAGCCCUAUAUGUGGCUCUUCUUUUGUUUUUUAAACAACACCCGUUGAAGGGAAGCAUGACGUUGAUGAGUGGGGUCCUCCUGGGCAUCCCGUAUGUGUUGGAAGAGGUGGGGGACUGAAGAUGAUGAAAGUGCAGAGAAAUCCUUUUGGCUGCGAGCUGUUCUCAUCACGCAGGGGCCUGGGGACCAUUCUCCAGCUGCCUCCAAUGUGCAAUCUCCACUAAUGUUGCAAAAGGCCCUCCUCUGCCCCCAGGAGAACGCGGCCACCUUCUUUCCUCUGCCAGUGAGUCCUGCCAGCUGACAUGGGGGAGGUAGGGAUAUGGGUCUUCCGCCUGGUACUGUCCCCAGGGCUUUCUAAAUACAGUGUCUUCCCAGCUUUAUUUGCUGUGAUGUCUGGUGGGAACAUCGACUCCUCUUUCAUCAUUUUAUCGUCACUUUUCAAACCUUCAUAGCUCAAGUUUGAUAGGUUUAUUUUGCCCUGAUUAAUCUGAAUGCACGAAGGCUAGAAAAACUCCAGGUAGCCAUGACUCUUAAAACUUUACUGCGGGCAACCUAGCCAGUGCUAUAUUAUUGCAAUGGUUAGAAAUCCAAUGUACCCUGUUCCGUAAUUCAGAGUUUAAUACAUAGGCCAGUUUAUGGUGUAUACCCCAUGGGGUUGAUAUGUACGGGGUAGGUCAGGGUAUAUACUCCCUAUGGUGUAUAUGUACAGGGCAUAUAAAGUUGUGUACGGGCAGGUCGAGGUGUAUGACCCUGUGGUGUACGGGCAGGUCGAGGUGUAUGACCCCCUGUGGUGUAUGCGGGCGAGGUGUAUACCCCUGUGAGGGUAUGGGCAGGUAUGUAUAGCCCCUGUGGUGUGCGGGCAGGUCGAGGUGGAUAACCCCCUGUGGUGUACGGGCAGGUCGGUGGAUAACCCCCUGCGGGCGGAUAACCCCUGUGGUGUAGGGUCGAGGUAUACCCCCUGUGGUGUACGGGCAGCAGGUCGGUGUAUACCCCCUGUGGCGCGGGGGCGGGUGGGGUGUAUACCCCCUGUGGCGACGGGCAGGUCGGUGUAUACCUGUGCCGGGUCUGUAUACCUGUAGCUGGGCAGGUCGAGGGUGUAUACCCCCGUGGCUGCACGGGCAGGUCGAUGUAUACCCCACCUGUGUACGGGCAGGUCGCAGGUGUAUACCCCCACCUGUGGCUGUGGCACGGGCAGGUCGGUGUGUAUACCCCACCUGUAUGCGUCACGGGCAGGUCGAGGUCUAUACCUGUGGUUAGGGCAGGGGUGUAUACCCCCGGUCGAGGCGGGCAGGUGUGUAUACCACCCAGUGUGUGCACGGGCAGGUGAGGUGUAUACCGCAGUGGUUAAUGGGGCAGGGUCGGGGUCGUAUACCCCCAUGGUGUACGAGAGCAGGUCGUGGGUGUAUACCUCCCCUCCCCGGGCGGGUCGGGGUGUAUACCGUGGCGUCUGGCGGUUGGGGUGUAUACGGUUGGCGUGGCGCGCACGGGCAGGUCGAGGUGUAUACGGGUCGGGGUGGUAUAUGCGGGCGGGUGGUGUGUAUACCCCCAGUGGGCGGUGUCUGUGAGGGUGUAUACCCCCCAGCCGGGUGGUGUACGGGCAGGUCGAGGUGUAUACCCCCUCGUGGAGAUGCGGGCCGGGUCGGGGUGUAUACCCCUGUGGUGUGCGGGCGGGUCGGGGUGUAUACCCCCCUCCCCAGUGGUUAAUGCGGGCGGGUCGGUGUAUACCCCCCAGUGGCGCAUGCCGGGCAGGUCGGGGUGUAUACCCCGGUGGCGUGGGGUGUAUGGGCAGGUCGACGGGUCGUAUACCCGGUGUGGCGAUGCGGGCGGGUCGGGCCCCCGGGGGGCGUCUGUGAGGGCGGGUGUAUACCCCAGUGUGAUGCAGCGGCGGGUCGAGGUGUAUCCCCUUGGCGUGCGGGCGGGUCGGGGUGUAUACCCCGGUGGGCGAGAUUAGAAGGUGUAUACCGGUGCGGCGGGCGGGUCGGGGUGUAUACCCCGGUGGGCGUCGCGGGCGGGUCGGGUGUGUAUACCCCCGUGGCGAUGCGGGCGGGUCGGUGUAUACCCCCGGUGUGGCGAUGCGGGCGGGUCGAGGGUGUAUACCCCCAGUGGUGUGCGUGGUUGUGCGGUGUACGGGUCGGGGUGUAUGCCCGUGGUUAUGCAGGGCGGGUCGAGGGGUGUAUGCCACCCCCCCAGUGGUGUACGGUGGUAUGGGCGGGUCGGGGUGUAUGCCACCCCCAUGCGGACGGGUCGGGGUGUAUGCCAGUGGUUAUGCGGGCGGGUCGGGGGUGUAUGCCGCAGUGGUGUGCGGGCGGGUCGGGGUGUAUGCCCCCAUGUGUUAUGCGGGCGGGUCGAGGGUGUAUACCCCGUGGCGCGGACGGGUCGGUGUAUAUACCCCAGUGGCGACGUGGUGUGCGGACGGGUCGGGGUGUACCCAGUGUGAUGCGGACGGGUCGGGGUGUACAGUGCGGGCCGGGUCGGGGUGUACACGUGGAUGCGGACGGGUCGAGGUGUAUACCCCCCCAGUGGCGUACGGGCAGGUCGAGGUGUAUACCUCCCCCCCUCCUUGUGGUGUAUGGGGCAGGUUGAGGUGUAUAACCCUUCGCGUAGAUAUGUAGGAUGGUAGCUCACUCUGUAUACCUCAUUGGAUGGAUAUGUAGGUGGUAAAUCAGCAUGUAUUUCAUGUGGUGUAUGUAUAUGGGGUAGUUCAGUAUUAGUACUUUAUGAGUUGGAUAUCUACGGGGCAGCUCAGGGGGUGUACCGCUGGGAGUAGAUGCCCAGGGGGCAUGUCAGUGUGUAAACCACUUGAGUUGUAUAUGUGAGGGGCAGGUCAGUGUGCAUGUGUUAGAGCUGAUAUGCACAAUGUUUUUUGUGGUUGAAUUGGUUUACGUGUUGCAGGGUGUGACGGACACAGUAAGCGGUCACCAUGGUUGAGGGGAGAUAGGGACUGCUCCCUCCUCGAAGUGACCCUCGCUUCCCAAGCACAGUGUUUCCUAUAAACCUGUUAACUCCUGCUGUGCUGCUGCAUUCUUCAUGGGUGGGAUAUAAUGGCAUUGCUAUGCUCUGUCUGCUCCUUUUUAACCCCUUAAGGACACAUGACAUGUGUGAUAUGUCAUGAUUCCCUUUUAUUCCAGAAGUAUGGUCCUUAAGGGGUUAAAGGAAGGGUUUUGCGCAAGUCAAUCCUUCUAUUACAUAAUUUUAGCGCCAGUGUCGUCAUUUUUAUCCCUGUUAGUGUGCGUGCAUCAUUCUACGCAAUGUUCACUCUCUGCAGUCAGAAGCUGUUGGAGGUUUUUAAUAUUACUCUCUUCUGGUGAACCAGGAACUCUGCUUUUGGGAUUUAAAAUCUUCAAAAAUCCCAAAUUAAGCUCUAAAAAGAGGCAAAGCAGGAGGUGUUUGCACAAUUUUAAAAGGGGGGACAAUUAAAUUAUUUUUCUUUCUUGUGCUGGGGCUGCAUUGGGUCACACCUUUUAAAAGUGUUUUUUUUUUUUUUUGUUUUUUAACAUGUAAUAUUUAAUAUUACUGGUUGCAUGAAGCUUGUUUUUUUAGAUCACACUAUGGAUGCACCUGUCCUUUGAUCCCCUGCAAAUACAAUGGCAAUUUUAUACGUUGAACAGCAAAUUGCCGCAAUAUUGGCAGGAAAUCGCAGCAUUUAAACCUAAAACGGCAAAGCAGAAGACAUUUCCCGGCUACUUUUCCAGGUCGAUUAUUGUCCUACAUUUUUUGCAGGUCCCUUGCCACGUCUCUCCCCAAUUGACUGCUUAGUGAAUACAAAGUGUGGAGCUAUGUGCGAGCUCUGUUUGUGUUUGGAGUCUUCCAGCAGGCUCUCUGUGUAAUGAUCUAGAUGAGCGUAUCGUACAUGGCAUGUCCUAUUGCUGCUGCCCAUACUUUAAUCAUAUAAUCCACCCAGCCCUGCAAGGUGUCUCUGCGUUCUCCCUUCCUUAGAAGAGGGGGGUCUAAGGGGGGCAGGCAGAUAUCCGGGAAGGGAGGGGUGAGUGCCCACCUGUCCUAUUUUUCAGCCUGGCCCUGCAGGGAUUUCUCAGAGAACCUGUCGGUUUGGUGGGGUGGGUGCGGCCUGAGGUCUCAUCCUAAACAGUGGGUGGAGCGCAGUCUGACUAUGAUCCUACCACCCAGUCUCACCUGGUUAACCUGUUCCAUACCGAAUAUAUAAAGCAGAAAAUCAGGUCAUCUUUAACAAGCGGCAAAUGGAGGGGAAAUCCUCCUUUAUAAUUGUGUUAGGACAUUGGGGUGUAUUUUUGUUUGUGUUUUUCUUUGUUUCCUUGUAGCCUCCCUUACAGUUUUAUGGAACUCAACUACCAUGUAAAAAAAUUUUUUAAAAAAUAUUUUAUUAUUAUUAAUAUAUAUAUAUAUUAUUUUUAUUUAUUUUUUUUUAUGAAAAAUCAUGGGUGCUUUAAAAUAGGUUGUUUGUAAUGUCUGUUAUCAAGCCAUUUGUUCCUAAAGCAGAAGCUGUUGUUUCAACACUUCCUAUAGAACAUGAAAUCUUAAUGGAGGGAGAAGAGUCCUGAGUGUGGGCUAGUGGCUGGCAUAUCCCUGCUUGGAGUGUGUGGGCAGGUUAGUGUAUUGGCAUUUCCACUGAUGUGUGACAUCCUUUUGGCUAAUAAGAAGGUGCUGACGCUCUGUGCCAUUCUCUGCUUUUGUUACAGACUGGUAGAAGGCUAGUUACUUGGAGAUAUUGUGGGUAUGUGGUCAUUGCGCAGGCUAGUUGUCUCUGGUUUAGGACAGGUGUACCCUAUGUCUUUGUUUACUACAAGUCAUUGUCCUUGGCCGUAAAGUACAUAUUUUAUGGCAGUCUCUGGCUUUAGCAGACAGGAUUUGGCCAGUGGUGCUGUGCUUAUAGUAUGCUCUGUUGGUUAUGUACCAGUGGAUCCUCUCCAGUGUACUUGACGGGAGGGCAGUGAUGGUGUGCCAGUAGUCUCUUGCUGUAGCAAAUGAUAUGUAAUAAAUUUUGAUGUGUUGGAGAACCAUAGCUGUAGCACACAGGAACCAGUCAGUAGUGGCAGAGGUGUUCACAGACUACUGCUCUACUACAAAUGUCUGUCUGGGCAAUGUUGUAUAACGGCAAUCCCUGAUUACACCAAACAUCUGAGAAAUGGUGGUGUACUGAUUGUUCCAACCAUGGUAUCUGCUCAGUUAUGGUGUGUUGGUUUCUCUUGCCAUGGUUUUUAGUCAGUGAUGGUUUGUUGGUAGUCUCUGCUUUGGUAUUUUUUUUUGUUCAGUGGUAGUGAGUUAGUUGUUGCUGCCAUAGAGUCUGUUCAGUGACUUUUUGCUGAGGUUCCUGGCAUGGUAUCUGCUCAGUGACCGUAUGCUUAUGGUUCAUGCCAUGGUAUCUGGUCAGUGAUGCUGUGCUGGUAGUCCCUAAGAGUAGCCCAUGCUAGCCUGGCAAUGAUUGUUAGUUGGUUGUUGCUGUCAUAGUGUCUGUUCCCCGGGCAUGUGCUGAUGGUUUCUACCAUGGUUCUGCUCAGUGGUGAUGUACUGGUUGUUCCAGCCAUGAUAUUUGUUCAGGGACUGUGUGCUGAUGGUUCCUGCCAUGGUAUCGGCUCGGUGGUGAUGAGCUGGCUGUUUCUGCCAUGGUGUCGGCUCGGUGGUGAUGAGCUGGCUGUUUCUGCUAUGGUGUCGGCUCGGUGGUGAUGAGCUGGCUGUUUCUGCCAUGGUGUCGGCUCGGUGGUGAUGAGCUGGCUCUUCCUGCCAUGGUGUCGGCUCGGUGGUGAUGAGCUGGCUGUUUCUGCCAUGGUGUCGGCUCGGUGGUGAUGAGCUGGCUCUUCCUGCCAUGGUGUCGGCUCGGUGGUGAUGAGCUGGCUCUUCCUGCCAUGGUGUCGGCUCGGUGGUGAUGAGCUGGCUCUUCCUGCCAUGGUGUCGGCUCGGUGGUGAUGAGCUGGCUCUUCCUGCCAUGGUGUCGGCUCGGUGGUGAUGAGCUGGCUCUUCCUGCCAUGGUGUCGGCUCGGUGGUGAUGAGCUGGCUCUUCCUGCCAUGGUGUCGGCUCGGUGGUGAUGAGCUGGCUCUUCCUGCCAUGGUGUCGGCUCGGUGGUGAUGAGCUGGCUGUUCCUGCCAUGGUGUCGGCUCGGUGGUGAUGAGCUGGUUCUUCCUGCCAUGGUGUCGGCUCGGUGGUGAUGAGCUGGCUCUUCCUGCCAUGGUGUCGGCUCGGUGGUGAUGAGCUGGCUCUUCCUGCCAUGGUGUCGGCUCGGUGGUGAUGAGCUGGCUCUUCCUGCCAUGGUGUCGGCUCGGUGGUGAUGAGCUGGCUCUUCCUGCCAUGGUGUCGGCUCGGUGGUGAUGAGCUGGCUCUUCCUGCCAUGGUGUCGGCUCGGUGGUGAUGAGCUGGCUCUUCCUGCCAUGGUGUCGGCUCGGUGGUGAUGAGCUGGUUGUUUCUGCCCAGUGACUGUGUGCUGUUAGUCCCUAAGGGAAGCUCAUUCUAUUCAAGCAAUGAUUUUGAUGGUGGUCCCUGACUGUGGUGGAAUGCCAGGAAUCCAUAUCUAUAGCAUCUGGCCAUUGGUAGUGUGCCGGCGGUCCCUGCUUGUGGUAGUCCUGUUGUUCUUAUCUCCGCUCUUUCCUGCAAGCAUUGCUCCCUUAUCUCCCCGCUCCUGUUUGUUUGGUGCUUGGCAGUGCCCUGACAGCUAAACGUUUGGUUUCCAUGGGUCCUUUAAACAGAAAGCAGUGUGUGCUCCUUCUCUUUACCUGUUUCUUCUGCUUACCCCUCAUUGCAUCACGUCUUACGUCAUAAUCUUCUACUGUAUCUUUACCUUCCCACCAUCAGCCACGUAAUUCUUAUCUUACCCCCUUGUUAAAUAUCCCAGUAUCACUCUGCCCCAUUACGCUGUCAAGUCACCACACCCAGCCCAGGGAGUUAUAAUUAUGUAAGGUAAUGAACACAUGAGACGGCAGGGCCUCGAUGGAAGGCAAGGUCUAUGACCGAAAUGCACACUACUGUUUGUUUGGGUAAACCCCCGUGACUCUGUAUCCUGUCAGAUGUGCAGACUCUGCUGUUUUGUGUCCCCUGUCUCUCCUCUCCACCCAGAGACCCCUCUUUAGUCACUCCUGUAAGCCUGUGGUCUGCACAGCUCUAUUUAGCCUUUUUCACUUUGACUCAAAACCAAGAUUGCGACACCCACCUAACAAUGAGAAGACAUGGUGGGGGAGGGAGGAUGCCAUGUCCUCUUAUUAAAAGUCCCCUUUUUUUUCUCUUUAGGGCUGGGGGAGUAUAUUUCAAAUGUUUGGUUUCUUAUGCAUGUGAUUUCAGGGUCUGACUCAGCUGAUCUCUCACCCACACCCUCCUGCACCCAUAAUCCUUCUUUUUAACCCCCCCCCCACCUCUGAUACUGGCGCCCCUCCCAGUGUUCUGCCUUAUCAGGCAUGGGACCACCACUUCAAAUCUCUGGCUUGUGCUACAGGCUCUUGGCGUCUUAGUGACUUGUUCAGAUUAAGAGAAUGGGAUCCUUGUAAACGAGGCUUGUUGCAGUAUGAACCGAAGUAUUUCAGUGCUUGGAGUAGUCUAUAGAGUAGUCUUGCACUGAAAGCAUUGGUUGUUACGCAGCAGAAGACGUGGUUAUGAGUUAACCAUUAACACUGUGAGAGAUGGCAAGGAGAGCCACUCAAGAGCUUGCAAUCUAAAUGAGUAGACCAUCACCCAGCUGUCUUUUAGAUCCAUGUCACAUGCUGUAAUAAGAGGAAGUACAGAGGGUCCCACUUCCUUUUUUAAUAAAUUCUGACUGUUACUAAAAUGCGACCAGAGGGGAGCCACUGCCUCUCUUGCGUUCCCUUUUUCUAUCUCUGCUGGGUUACGUCUCUGUCUCCAGCCCUGUCCCGUGUUGUGUUGGUUAUUUAUUAAUAUUUAUUUUUUCUUUCAUCUUCUCUUCCUUUUGGGUCUUUCACUUUUGGUCUCUGCCACUUAUUCUCUAUGCGGUUUGUGUCCUUUUCUGUGCGACUCUCACACUUUUGUGGGUCUCUGUCUCCCAAUCUCUUUGUGACUUGUUGCUGUCUAAUUUGUGCCUCUGUCUCUCUAUCUCAAAGUGUCUUUCAUGCCCGCUUUGUGCCUCUCCAGCUCUUUCUCGUUUUGUGGUCUCUUUCAUGAUCUGUCUGUCUCGUGGUCUCUCAAAAUUUUCUGUUUUGCUAUCUCUAGGUCUCUGUCUAGGUUUCGUACUCUGUGGGUUUCUCCCCCUCUCUCUCUUUUUGUGGUCUCUCUCGCUCUCUGCCUUUGUGCCUCUCUGUCUUGCUCUCACGUCUUUGUCUCCUGUGGGUAAACACAAGCCUUCUUGUGGGUCCUUGCCAGGAUAAGGGGGGGGAGGAGGGGCUGCUGUGCCAGUAUCCUGGUGCACACUGCCAACAGGGCGUUGUGUUUGUUCAGUCUACCUGUACCCCUCACCUUCUCCUAGGGGUGGGGGCUUUUUAUUUUUUAUAUCCAGGGAGGGUGGUGAGAUCGGUUUGAUUUCUCUCCCACCGACCCUCCGGAUUAAUUUUAUGUUGGGUAUGUUAUUUUUAUCUUAACUCUGUAUUUGUCCUUUUUAUAAAAAAUAAAUAAAAAUCUUUUCAUUUGUAGAGACCAGCUAUUUCUUGUUUUUGAGCAAGGGACUGUAAUAUAGUGAAACUUCAGUUUCUGGGCCCCAGGCCCUCAAUCCCUGUUUCUAUAUGUUUUCGUACCUCAGUAUAGUUUGACAGAGCUGUGGUGUGACUGUACUUUUCAUUACAAUCCCCUGCCUUAAAAGAGCAAGUGAAACGAUUUGUUGGCCGUUUUGAGGGAAAAAUAGAAACCGUGAUCUUAAAAUGCAUCCCCCCUGCUGCAGCUCAGCUAAUGCAAUAGUGGACUUCCAUAUUAGGUGUCCAGUUUUGUACAUCAUCGAGGGAUGAGCGUCCUGAGGGCAGGAUUGGUAAUUCUCAAAUAGCCAAGAACCAUAUUGAAGGAUAAACCCUGUUUGCCCCAUGCUCUGCUCUCUCCCCUGGAUGAUAAUCUGGCUCCAUCCUGUUCCUGAUUCUUUAUGGUUGGGCACAGUGCUAUAUUUUGCUAUUGGCCAAGUGCACGCUGCCAACUCUAUUGCCCUUGCCAGCUUUCCCAUGAGUGAGCUCUAUUUCAUUGUUCUGUGGGAUCUCUCCUCUUAUCAGAGCCCCCUCGUUUGAGUUCAAUCAAACUUAGACUGGCUUGUUCAUCAUCUUCUGUCCUUUGAGUAAGAUGAGCCAUCGGAUCUCGGCGUUCCACUGUGUGAGAGGAGCCCCUUGUACCUUACAUCCCCAAAGUGAGAUGAUUCCUCCCCCCCCCCCCCUAAUCUAAGCUUUUUUUGUGUGCCAAGAUUUGUGUAAAAUGUCAGUGCUGGAGUUUGGAGAUAUCUGCUCUGGGUAUAGAGUUCUGUAUGUGUUUUGGGUCGGCUGCCUGGAUAGUUUUUUGUUUCAGGGCGAUUAUUGCUUUGCCCAAGGUGUUGCUGUUGAUGGACAGUCAGAUCACCGGGCAUAUACAGUGUUGCGUGACUCGUACAGGGGGUUGUUACAAGCCCCUGAAUGGGAGCGGCAGGCAGAUCAGGCCAAAGUCCUUCCAACUACGACCAUAAAAGCAGAAGGCCCGCCCAUCCUCGCUUCUUUGUGUGUGGGGGAGGGGGGUCUAAGAGCACCUGGGCUCACAUCUAACACCUUUUUCUUUAUCUUUUAAUUGUCCUUGGUGUAAUGUAUUGUGCCCUGCCUUGGUGGUUAUUAACCUCUGCACUACCAGAAUGGUCAGAAUCCCAAACCUCGGUGUGCUGGAGAAAAUCACCUGUGUCCUAAAACUGGCCCCCUGCACGCUUACUGCGCCGCCUUUGCAAACACUGCUCGAAAACACGACCGACUGAUUAAAGUAAACUCUAUAAGGACCGAAAGAUUUGUGGUUUCUUUAUGAACAGCGGUUUGUGGAAUUAUACCUGGCGGAAUCUGCUCAACAUAAAAAACAUUAAAUUGUUUCCAAAGAGAUAUAUUUACCGCUUGAAGUUCGGAAUAAGUAAUUUAGUUCUGACUCUGUAUGCAUCAGAAAAAUCCCAAUGUCACGGAAAUAAAUCGCCAUUCAUAGGCCUAUGCUAAUAGCAGCAGUGCUGUUACAGUAUCAGUAUAUAAGAAUUUAGCCUUAAAUAAUUUAUUAAAUAAGCAUAAAACCACGCACGGGCGCCUAAUAUUCAGACAUUGGGCGAUAUUUAUCAAAGUUUUCUGAAAAGUGACUUAUUCUGCCAUUAUUUUAAUUGAAUUUUUUUUUUAAUUUUUUUUUUUUUUUGGGGGGGUUUAGGAAGUGACCGCUUUUUUUGUUUUUCGUAGAAAAAUCCUCCAGUAUUUGCUGAAAUUUCAAAUUCAGAAGACUACCAAAUUUAUAGCGGCGGUGAAAGUCUGGUAUUUUUCUGUAUUUGGAAGAAAUAAAUAGACUAUAUUCAAAAAUAAUGGUUAGACCACGAAAAAAGCAACAGGUGGGAGAUUUAAUAAAUUGGGCCAAAAAAUAACAGAAAGUUAGACUGAAAAGAAUCAGUGACACUUUGAUGAAUCAUCUCAAACGUGGUGAAUGACAUCCAGCAUCACAUAAUGGUCAUGUGAGCUUACAGUCUUACAGCAGUUCGCUAACCUCAACACCACUUAUUUAUUUUCUGUUGUGGUUUUCAUGGUGCCCAGCAAGCCAGUCGUUUUAACUGAUCACCAUGGGGAAAUUUGGUGUACAAACACCUGGGGUGCAAAGUAAAGCCGUCACUGAUUUAACAGUCUAAUGGCAGAACCUUGGUUUCUAUUGCUAUAAUGGGAUGUGCUGUGACAUGGGACUCUCUCCUCAAAUAUACAGCUUCCAGUGAGGUUUUAUAAUUUGCAUAGCCAUUUUUUGAAUCUCAGACCCUAUCCAAAGGGGUUUAAAAGCAAGUGGCACAAUAGUUGUUGCUGGGUGAUUUGUAUCUUAUUAAUAUAAUUUUAUUUGUUUUUCUAUAUACCUGACCUAUUGUUUCAAACACAUUCCAAGUCCCAAAAGAAUUUCAUGUCUAUUACUUGUAGCAAAGGAGUCCCCUCCUUAUUUUUUAUUUUCUUUUUCACAUUGCACCUGAACUCUACUGCGAAUCAGUGGAAAUCCCGCCAGGUGGCUGCCAUCCAAAACCCGUUUAAUACCCCGUCUGCCUGGCAUUUUUCUCAGGUUUGAAUGGAAGGUGUGCCUCUAAUCUGUUGGACCCAUUCUUGUUCAGACCAGGUGGGACCGGAACACCCUCCCUACGUGUUUGUCUGUGCCGCCCUACACCCGUAAAGCCGCUGGGAUUGUUGUGGAGAUCAUCUCUUCCAGUGUAAGAUAAUUGAAGCCUGCUCUUCUGACACACUGUGGCAUCCAGGAUAUGUAAUUACGGGGCAGGCAGCGGUCAUUAAGAUUCCUGUGCUGUGAGGUCAAACCAUCCUAUAGGCAUGUCCCUAAUUAAUGCUGGAUGCUCAAUGUGCAAUCAACGAACGCUUUAGGUAUCUUGAGUCAAAGAGUGUCCUGUCCAAGCGGUGGCUGGACUUUACUGUGAGUGACAGUUGGUAGCUCUCCAGCUGGUCUGGCAAAGCAUCUUGGGAGUUUGAGUUCUACAGCCGAUGAAGAGCUACUUGUGGGUUGUUUAUGUGCAUCACGUCAAUAACCAGACAACCCUGAAAAAAUGAUGUCUUAAGAGUAUAUGUGCUAAGCUCUCCGAACCUUCAAUGUCUCAAGCUACAUUUAAUUGUAUCUUUUUUUUUUAUUUUUUAUUAUUAUUAUUUAUUUAUUUUCAUUACUCCUUAAAUCCACUUCCUUGGAAUGAAUUAACUCUAUCGAAAAAAGAAAAUUAGUUUGUCAUUCACAGUGAAUCUGUGCUGUGAUCCUAUAACCUCCUUUCUAGUUUCUCCAAAUAUAAGGGUCUACCUUUUGUCCUUUAAACCAUUUGCGUGCGACAGGGUGUAUGUUACCUGUACAAAGUACAUAUCACCCUGCUAGAAGAUUUUUUGUGAAAACCAUUUUUUUAUUUUUUAUUUUAAAGCAGCAAUGUGUGGAGUGACAUGGACGUCCAAAAAUAUAUUUGUAUUGGAAGUACACCACACAGUGGCUGACCUCAGUAUGACGGGUGCUCAAUGGAGAUUGUAUUUCCUCCAGACACUAUUCCAAUUUCUCUCUUAAUGAGCAUUGUAUUCUGUCAUUUUUUUUAAUAAUCUUACCUUACCCCAAGGGGUACCAAUAGAUAAAGUUUCCUUUUUUUCUUUUUUUUUUUCUUUUUCUUCUUCUUAAAUUGUGCACUUCUAUUUAUAAACCCUUUCAGAUUCAAACCUGGAUGCUGCAUGUUGUGUUGUGGUGGUGUUUUUUUUUAUUAUAUAGAUUUAUCUUACUUCAGUAGAAGUUUCUUGUCAUUCACCUUUUUAGAAAGGGAAAAAAAACAACAAAGUAAUUUUCUUCAUUUUAAGCCCAGGUUUGUUUACCGUAUAAUGGUCUACCUUUUCUAGUGGCAGGAAGCUUUCUUGUUGAUGUUAACACCGCUCCACUGUCAUCCUCGUCAACUUCCCCGUAACCUGUGUAAUGAUGUACCAUAUACUGACCCCCUUCCUGCAGUGGAAAAAUCUAGAUGUUCUGCUUUCUUCCUUAUCUAACCUAGUCUGAAAAACAAGUAAAAGGAUGUCCCACCCCCUCCUUCAAUUCUCCCUUCCCCUCCACCCCCACCGUUUCUUCUCUCACCCCCAACUUCAAAGGGUUAACUCGGCAUUCUCCCCUAUUCAGUUCUGGGAAGUUUGAUCGUGGGCGUCAUUUUCGAAAUAAAAAAAAUCAUUUAGUUUUCAGAGGUGGAAUUUUGGGGUUUAACUUUGGUUCUUUUUUUAUUUUAAAUUUUUUUUGUUAUAUAGUUUUUACUCAAUUUUUGUUGUUUUUGUUUCUGUCUCUGGCAGCCGUCGUUUGGUUGCGUCAGACGCCCUCCGACCAAGCUCGGGGAGCAGGAACCUGCUGUGCUGAUCUGGGCCACCAAACAACUGUGAGCGAGGACGAAAAGACUAAAAGAACGAGGGAGCAAGGACGACGAGGCUGACACCCCAGGUAUGAUUGCAAGGCCUAACCGGUCUACCCCUGUAGGACAUGCCCAGUCUAUACUGAACCUUAUACAAUUGACUUACCUUUUCUAACCAAAUCCUGCAUUGUUUGUUUAUUUUAAGUGGCCAUGUUUCAUCGUACAGUCAGGGAUGGGUCAAAUGCCUGAACAAGUUCUCAUUUUGCACAUUCUUAAAUGUCUGUCAUUGGGUGGAUCAGUGACUCCACACCCCGACUAAUGAGUAAAUGAGUUGAUGAUUCCCCACGACACCUUGCAAGUCCUGCAUGUGUACAGUCAGAGGGUCUCUUCACUAAACCUGUCUUAAUAAGGUGUCCUUUCGAUGGUGUUCGUGUCCUUCACCAUCUUUUGUCGAAGGGAUGCUUAGCAGAUAUUUUUUUGAUGAUUAAGCUUCAAAUCGUACAAUGUCAUGGCCACUUGUGUAACGUUUUGAAAUGUGGCCCACACAUUUUUAAGGCAUUUUUGACUCCACAGGUUACUGAGAAACUUAAAUAAACCUAGGUAUUUCUUUCUCACUUUUUUAAUUUUAAUAUUUUUUUUAGAGUAAUUACUUAUUUGAGCUUAAUGUAUAAGAUACAUGGAACCCAUCAAAAGAGAUCUAUUUUUCUAAUAUAUAUAUAUAUAUUUUUUUUUGUAGUCUGCUCCGAUCUUGUCUAUAAACUCCCUUCACUGGGUAUUUUCUCUGAUCAAUCAAUGAAUCGUGCUCUGCCCGUUACUUGGGUCUUCAAAUAUUGCAGAAUUGGUUGUUAUAUGUAAAAUCUGUAUGGUCUAUUGUGUGCAGGAUUUGUUCUUUAUUAAUGAUUUAUUGGUGAUUUUACAGUUUGCAAAGUCAUUUAUUAUUGUAUGAAGACAUCAUCUCACAAAGGAAACUACUUAUUUUUUCAUUUCGGUUCAUGGGGAAUCUAGUGCAAUCACAGUGAGAGAAGCAUAUACUGAUUUUACAUGGUUUGAUAGUAUAUUCGUAAUAAUACAGUGCAGUGUGAGCAGUCUAUUACAUGAUCUGAUAUUACAGUAGUGAUAAAAUGCAGUGUGAGCAGCUUAUUACAUGGUCCGAUAUUACAGAAUGGAUGCAAUGCAGUGUGAGCAGCUUAUUACAUGGUCCGAUAUUACAGAAUGGAUGCAAUGCAGUGUGAGCAGCUUAUUACAUGGUCCGAUAUUACAUUAUUAAUACAAUGCAGUGUGAGCAGCUUAUUACAUGGUCUGAUAUUACAUUAUUAAUACAAUGCAGUGUGAGCAGCUUAUUACAUGGUCUGAUAUUACAGUAGUGAUACAAUGCAGUGUGAGCAGCUUAUUACAUGGUCUGAUAUUACAGUAGUGAUACAAUGCAGUGUGAGCAGCUUAUUACAUGGUCUGAUAUUACAGUAGUGAUACAAUGCAGUGUGAGCAGCUUAUUACAUGGUCCGAUAUUACAGAAUGGAUGCAAUGCAGUGUGAGCAGCUUAUUACAUGGUCUGAUAUUACAGUAGUGAUACAAUGCACGUGAGCAGCUUAUUACAUGGUCUGAUAUUAUAGUAGUGAUACAUUGUAGUAUAAGCAGUUUAUGACAUGCAUUACAGUCUGAACUCAGUGUAGUGUGAGCAGCUUAUUACAGCUUAUUACAUGGUCUGAUAUUACAGUAGUGAUGCAAUGUGAGCAGCUUAUUGCAAGGUAUGUAUUACAGUAUUGAUCCAAUGUAGUAUAAGCAGUUUGACAUGGUCUGUAUUACGGUAUGAAUUCAGUGCAACGUGAGCAGCUUAUUACAUGGUGUGAUAUUACAGUAGUGAUGCAAUGUGAGCAGCUUAUUACAUGGUGUGAUAAUAUAGUACCAAUACAAUGCAGUGUGAGCAGCUUAUUAUUUGGGCUGAUAUCACAGAAUGAAUUCAAUGCAGUGUGAGCAGCUUAUUACAUGGUGUGAUAUUACAGUAGUGAUGCAAUGCAGUGCGAGCAGCUUAUUAUAUGGUCUGAUAUUACAGUAGUGAUACAAUGCAGUGUGAGCAGCCUAGUACAUGGUUUGAUAAUAUAGUACCAAUACAAUGCAGUGUAAGCAGUUUAUUACAUGGUCUGAAGUUGCAUUGUGAGCAGUCUCUGUCAUUCCUGGAGGUUGCAGUCUGUGUGCUAAUGCCAGGUCUAAUAGCUUAUGAUCUUUAUGCAUUGUCUGAGUACUGGAGGUAAAAUAGAUGUAGCUGCUCCGACUCAUAAAGGCAAAUCUAUCGGUGAAGAAACCUUUUGUGUUUUAAAAUGUCGCUAGGACCACCUUUGACGGAAGGGUAAUGAGGAUUAGCCCCUGUAUUAUAGAAUUACAUAUUCUGCUUAUUUGUGGUUUGGCACUGAAGCCAAGAAGUGAGACAGAUCUGUGCAGAGUAUCUUAAAACUGCCUUAUUGCUAUGUGUGGGCCCUCGGAGGACCCAGCCUAUGUACCCCUUCCAAUAGCACUCAAUCCAGCUUGCUCCAGAAGAUGCCAGUCUGUGGGUAUUAGCCAGGUGGGCUGUGGAGAUGCCAGUAUCCCUUUGAACUUUCCACAUUAAUGAAGCCAUGCUAUGUUUCCUGAGACAGUUGCAGAGACUGUUAAAGUAUUGAGAGCCUGAACGUCUAGACCUAGGAGCUUACUCUCUAUAUCAUAUGUUUGUUUUAACUCAUGCUUUUACUUGUAGGCUUUGUUUGGCAAGCCCCUCGUUGAACAGGUCUAUCUGGCUCUCAGUCCCUUUCCUCCCCACACACCCACCCUUCUGAAAAAUAUAAGGAGGGGCCCUAGUCUAUUGUCCUCAAUGCUGGGGGCCAGGGAGGGGAUACGGGGCUUUUGAAAUUGUUUUGAUUGGCUAACAUGCAAUGGCUCUAGCCCUAACUAACCUACUUUCCCAAUCCGUGACUGUAGAUAAGGUCUCCAUGCACCCUGUGUAUUUCACCUGUAAUGUUUCCAUUUGUUUCUGCACCUGCAGCCAGUGGCAAAACUGUUGCCCACCCAUCCCUUAGUGAUCACACCUAGUGAUUCUGUAUGUAUCAACUACUAGGAUAAUGUAGUCACUGCUUGGGGUGCGGAGAUCUGUAUAAGACACAACCAAGCUAUAAGGGGCCAAAUAAGCACAGGCACGACGUUUCUCCUCUUGAGUCAGAAAAGAAAUGGGAUGAUUCAUAUUGAGGAAACAUUGUACAAAAAAUAAGGUACUGUUUUGUUCUGGAGUAGAUUGGCAUUGCUCUGGAAAUAAAAUAGACGUGCGGUGUUGUUUCCCCCUGGGGGGGGGGGCGCAAAGAAAGUACAAGCACAGGAUCACACAGCUAGCUACAGAACGCAGUUUGAGCUAGAAUGUACAGGAAGGGAGGUGGCAAAGAUGAAAAGAAAAUGUAUAGGCACGUAGCAGGAUAUAGGGCUAAACUAUCAAAUAAAUCCAGCGUUAUUUACCAAUGUGGCAAUUGUCAAACUGAAUUCUGAAAUUUCAAAUUUAAGGCCAAAGUAGUCGAUCUUUAAGUAUAACUGACUGGAACAUUUCCAGUUUAGCAAGUUUGGGCUUAAGUUUGAAAUUCACUUUGAAUUUACAACAAUUUUCCGUUUUAAUAAAUAAUCCUGAUUAUUGGUAGGGUCAAAAAUAAUGUAUGUGGCUGAGGCCAUUAUGGGGGGAGUGCUAUACUGACAUAGCUGGGCUUGUCUUCAAUUUUUUUUUCAUUAAAGCUGCUGAGUAACUUAGUUUUAUUAGUGUAUUUAAAAAAAAAAAAAAAUAAUAAUAAUUAUGUUGAUUGCGCUCUAUUAAAACUUAUUUAUAUAUUUUUUUUCCUCCCCACUUACCCCCUUUUUUCAUUUAUUUUUUGCAGGUGACGAUGGCUAGCUCAGAAGACGAGCUGAUUGGGAUACCAUUCCCGGAGCACAGCAGUGAUCUCUUGAGCAGCUUGAAUGAACAGCGGCAUCGUGGUGUACUGUGUGACAUCACUAUUAAGACACGGGGCCUCGAGUACCGCACCCACCGUGCAGUUCUAGCAGCUUGCAGCCAUUACUUCCGCAAACUCUUCACAGGCAUUCAUCCUGGAGCUCCUUUUAGGGACGUAUGUCAGCUGGACUUCCUAAAACCAGAUGCACUGGGGGCCUUGCUGGACUUUGCUUACACAGCCACCUUGACAAUCAGCAAUGCCAACAUGCGAGAUGUUCUGCAUGCUGCCCGCCUUUUGGAAAUCCCAUGUGUGGUAGACGCUUGUGUGGAAAUACUACAGUGUAAUGGUGACCGCGAGGUGUUGGGAGGAGAUGCCGAGGAUCUGGAAGGAUUUCUACGUGCCCGACAAUACUUAGAAUGUUUUAUGCUGCAGGAAAAUGGAGAAGACACCACUCCCCCACCGGAGACCAACUGCUCCCCACAUUCUCUGUCCACAGAUUUACCGCAGAAACCUUUGCAGCUUAUUCCACGCCGCCGAAGAAAGAAGUUCUUGCAGGUGAAGCCCAGUAGCCGAAUGCCGAAUGGGAGUCCGUAUCGUAUAAUAGAAGAUAUAAAAGAAAGGGCGGUCAGCCCCCAAGAAGCUCCCUCGCCUCAAGAGUUUCCUCCUCCUGAAACCAAUCUCUCAUAUGAAAGGUACGCAACAGACAACCCACCAAUCUUCAUUCCACCCUCUCCUCCUGACGAGAUCCUGUCUGACGAGGAACCUUCGGAUGUGGGUUUUCUGCACCAGAUGGACUCCGAGAACCCUGACCUGGCUGCUUCUUCUCUGGAUGGAUCUGAUAAGUUGGUACGGAAGAGGAGGUCACAGAUGCCCCAGGAGUGCCCUGUCUGCCACAAAAUAAUCCAUGGGGCAGGCAAAUUACCACGCCACAUGCGCACCCACACCGGGGAAAAACCGUUUGUGUGCCAGGUCUGCGGAGUAAGGUUUACCAGGUGGGUACGGUAGCAAAUAGUCAGGAUUUCAAAGUGAAUUCAAAAUGUUUUCUUUUUUGAUAUUUUGAUCUAAAAUUUGGAAUUCAUUUUAAAUUCUCAGCAUUUCACACUGUAAAUAUUGCACUGCCCCCUCCUGUUUUUUGUGUGUGUUUAGCUGUGUUUUUUAGAUCUCGUUUCAAUAUUUCUCAUCAGUGACUCUUCAAGUUUCAGUUGGCAUAACACUUUUUUACCCUCUUGCUACUUUUUAACACUAUUUGCUUAGUUGACAUGCCUCUCCUUGUCUGUCCACUCUUCCAACCUUGACCCUUCCUGUGUAACUCUCAUGUAAAUUUUUUUUUUGUUUUUUUUCUAGAAACGAUAAGUUGAAGAUUCACAUGAGGAAGCACACAGGGGAGCGGCCGUACUGCUGUGAGCACUGUAGCGCUCGCUUCUUGCACAGCUACGAUCUAAAGAAUCACAUGCACCUCCACACAGGUGACCGCCCCUAUGAGUGCUCGCUGUGUCACAAGGCAUUUGCCAAGGAAGACCAUCUGCAACGUCACAUGAAGGGGCAAAAUUGCCUAGAGGUUCGCACCCGUCGCAGGCGCAAAGAGGAACCUCCUCAACAACACCUACUCCCUGCCACUGGCCUCGACCUCUCCAAUGGGAAGAUUGAUGACCUGCGUCUCUCUAUGAUCCGCUACUUCGGCAUUCCGCGGGCUCACUCCGGGGAAAGGAGCCCAGAGCAGCCCCUGAUUUUGGAUGCCUCAUAGUCUUCAUCCAGGCAACCCUUGGUUCACACCCUGGAAAUGGGUGGAAGUUUGAGUGAUUUUUAGUCCAUUGCAGCACUUCUGCUAAAUCCCGCCACAGAAGUCUCCUCGACCUCCCCACUGCUCCCCUAAAUAUCUGUUGGGGGCUCUUUUUCACCUAUUCCCCAGCCUGCAACUGUUGUGUGAGCAAUUCCACACUCCCUAUCAAACUCGUUACACCCUGGAACUGACUUUAAAGGUUUUGGGCCCUCAUGGGCCUUGAAGGGGACUUUUGGAGGAAGGGGGACGGAGGGGCGUUUUUCCUAAGCCUCAGGGAUCAUUAAAUUCAGCCUCUCCCAGACGAGGCGUAUCUUUCCAAAUGCGCUACUCCUUACCUAGGAUAAGAUAUUGAUAAUUACUAUUUUUUAUUGAAUGAGAUAUAUAAUAUAUACUGUGUCUGUAUAUAGAGAAGAAGAU
Pelobates cultripes (western spadefoot toad) is the source of this 25579-nucleotide messenger RNA. Lineage: Eukaryota; Metazoa; Chordata; Amphibia; Anura; Pelobatidae. The record is from the annotation of a GenBank genome assembly.